AUGUCUAUACAAACGCCGCAAAUGCAGCCCAACUCCGGACCCAAUGUCUCCAACAGUUCGCAGUCGUCGUCGGGCGGGCCCUCCCAGGGAGGAGUCGUGUCGACCCCCACCUCAGCCGAUGCCUGUCUCUCGAUUGUCCACUCUUUGAUGUGUCACCGACAGGGAGGUCUGUAUCACUGCCACAAGUCGUCUGUGCUACCGGUGCCCCAGUCACCACCACAUACAGGUGCCAUUGUGUCCCUCGACGGCGAGAGCGAGGGGUUCGCCAAACGGGCGAUCGAGUCGUUGGUGAAGAAGUUGAAGGAGAAGAGAGACGAAUUGGAUUCACUGAUCACUGCCAUCACCACCAAUGGGGCGCAUCCGUCCAAAUGUGUGACCAUUCAGAGGACACUCGACGGUCGCCUCCAAGUGGCCGGUCGUAAGGGCUUUCCUCACGUCAUAUACGCGCGCAUCUGGCGAUGGCCUGACCUCCACAAGAAUGAACUCAAACACGUGAAGUACUGUACGUCUACGCCAUCCACUUGUCAAUUCGCUUUCGACCUCAAGUGUGACUCCGUUUGCGUGAAUCCCUAUCACUACGAACGGGUGGUCUCUCCGGGUAUCGAUCUGUCGGGUCUCACACUCACCGGACACGACGAGGAGGUGGGCCUCAGGAGUCAAGUGAAGGCCGAAUAUGUUUCCGGUGGUGCGAACGUGCCAUCACUGGAACACAUGCAGCACGUGGUCCAACACCAUCCACACCCACAUCCUGGUGCUCAUCCAUCGCAACAUCACAUUCAGGCUCAACCACCGCAUCCGUCUGUAUCGCACGCCUCACUCAUUACUCCUUCCACGACAUCCACAUCAAUGUCGCCGUCGAGUAACGACUCGUUCUCAAGACUGAUGCCAAACACGCCCUCCAGUGCUGACUACAUCUCCGUGUCGUCGCCACAAUCGGUGGCCUCGCCUUUGGUACCAAUAGUCCCGCCGCAGACCCCCGAAGCGCCACCGAUUCCCCAGUCAGUGGCGCCGGUAAUGGGCGCUAACGUGGGCUCCGCUCCGAUCUCAGCCAACGCUAUAACACCGAACGGCAGCACCUGUUCGUGGGCCGGAGGGGCGACCCUUUCGUACACUCAGACAAUGGUUCCGACGGACACACCAUCGCGUCCGGCGACUGGCCUGUCGUCCACCUCUUUCUGGCAGCCCUCACAACUGCCGCCCACCGAAGCCAUCAAUUCUAUACCUCAGACCACACUAUCAAACCAACCGCCGCCAGAGUACUGGUGCUCUAUCGCGUACUUCGAGUUAGACCAACACGUGGGCGAGACCUUCAAAGUGCAAUCCAGUUACGUGUCCGUCAUUGUGGACGGGUAUGUGGACCCCAGUGGUGGCAAUCGGUUUUGUUUGGGCGCCCUCUCCAAUGUGCACCGGACUGAACAGAGCGAUAAGGCGCGCCUACACAUCGGCAAAGGCGUUCAGCUCGACCUGAGAGGCGAAGGAGACGUAUGGCUACGAUGUCUGUCCGAUCAUUCCGUCUUCGUUCAGAGCUAUUACUUGGAUCGGGAGGCGGGGCGGUCUCCCGGGGACGCCGUGCAUAAGAUCUACCCGUCGGCUUACAUCAAAGUUUUCGAUUUGAGACAAUGUUAUCGCCAAAUGCAACAACAGGCCCACACGGCUCAGGCGGCCGCCGCAGCCCAGGCCGCCGCUGUCGCCGGACAUAUUCCAGGGCCCGCUUCGGUCGGGGGGAUCGCACCCGCAAUCAGUCAGUCCUCCAGUAGUCUCUCGGCUGCGGCCGGCAUUGGUGUCGACGACUUGCGUCGGCUCUGCAUCUUAAGGCUGUCGUUCGUGAAGGGUUGGGGUCCCGACUACCCGCGCCAGAGCAUCAAAGAGACCCCCUGUUGGAUAGAAGUACACCUCCAUAGGGCCCUCCAACUGCUG
Molecule: messenger RNA, 1917 nt
Organism: Oppiella nova
Lineage: Eukaryota; Metazoa; Arthropoda; Arachnida; Sarcoptiformes; Oppiidae
Source: the annotation of a GenBank genome assembly